Molecule: messenger RNA, 444 nt
Organism: Ambispora gerdemannii
Lineage: Eukaryota; Fungi; Glomeromycota; Glomeromycetes; Archaeosporales; Ambisporaceae
Source: the annotation of a GenBank genome assembly
AUGGGUAAACAAAGGAUUCAAUGGGUCGAUAAUAAUCUAAAGGGUCGCUUACCUUCUCGUAUUCAAAUGACAUUACCUCUACUUAUUUCUGAUAGCGAUCUUUUACCGAGACGUAGUACUGCCAAAAGAGCUCAGAACAAGUUUCUUAUUUAUCGCAAAGCUCUAUUAAACAAUCUUAUGAAACACAAAUAUACGGACUUCAAUCAGUGUAAAGCAGGUCAGCUUGCUAGCAAACAAUGGAGAAAUGAAAGUCCUGAAAUUAUCGCUGAAUGUACGAGACUCGCAAUUAGAGCAAAAGAACUUUUUGAACAAAACAAAAACAACUCUGUUCCAGACGUUUUGGUUGUAAAUCAAAAUACGGAUAACACCGACAAUUAUGUCCCUGACUACAUGCACAAUGAAUUUGAUAUUCAUGACUAUUUCUAUUUUGACUCUUUCGCUUAA